AUGGCUUCGAAGAAAGCAACCGCCAAGUUGCAGCUGGGACCUGCUUCCAAGGGUAGGGCCAAUAACAGAAGUGGCGCAAAAGUGCCCCGCUCUAAGGCCGCCGCCGCCUCCAAGCAGAAGCAGAAGUCCCCCUCUGACCCCCCGAAGCACGCCUCUGCCGAAGCGGAACACGAGACGCACCCCAUAAUUAACCAAGUUCCCACCAAGGUCCUUAGCGUGCUUGUGUUUGGGAAUGGCGAUAACAGCGAGCUCGGGCUCGGGCCUAAGCAGACAGAAGCGUCUCGCCCUUCCUUAAAUCCAUUUCUCGACCCCAAAGAUCCAACCAAGUACCAUAUCACACAGCUAGCAUGCGGAGGGAUGCAUACGAUAGCUCUCACUAUCGACGAUCAGAUUAUCACCUGGGGUGUUAAUGACGAGUUCGCCCUUGGGAGAGACACGCACUGGAUCCCUGAGCGACGCGACAUGGAUACCGUCCCGGACGACGAUGCAGAGCUGAAUCCCCUAGAGUCGACUCCACUAGCUAUUCCUGCUGCCCAUUUCCCACCAAACACUCGCUUCUGUCAAGUUGCAGCUGGCGAUAGCUAUAGCAUUGCGCUGACAGACACUGGCCUUGCUUAUGGUUGGGGUACAUUUCGCGACUCCGAGGGGAAUAGCCGUUUUGGCUAUAACAACUUUUGCAUGGGGCUCAAAUGA
Molecule: messenger RNA, 693 nt
Organism: Hirsutella rhossiliensis
Lineage: Eukaryota; Fungi; Ascomycota; Sordariomycetes; Hypocreales; Ophiocordycipitaceae
Product: regulator of chromosome condensation (RCC1) repeat domain-containing protein
Exons: 5
Coding region: 1-693 (230 amino acids)
Cellular component (GO): cytoplasm
Molecular function (GO): guanyl-nucleotide exchange factor activity
Source: RefSeq, a predicted model, not a curated record